Messenger RNA from Monopterus albus (swamp eel), 1340 nucleotides. RefSeq lists its product as uncharacterized. The record is from RefSeq and is a predicted model, not a curated record. Lineage: Eukaryota; Metazoa; Chordata; Actinopteri; Synbranchiformes; Synbranchidae. The transcript is spliced from 3 exons. Bases 1 to 735 code for a protein of 244 amino acids. Gene Ontology annotation, cellular component: external side of plasma membrane. Gene Ontology annotation, biological process: immune response; cell surface receptor signaling pathway; cellular response to lipopolysaccharide.
AUGUCUGAGGAGAAGAAUCUGUUUCCUGAUGUUUAUCAGGUGAAGGUGGAGCCACCUGUGAGAAGAAAUGAUCCAGGUUGUCAGUCAGUGUGGUCCUCACUUUCCCUGUGUGUCUCCUCAACAGGAACAUUUGUAGCGGAAUGGUCAAUAAGAUCCUAUCAGGCAGAGGAGAACGGAGACGUCACACUGGAGUGGACAUUCAGAAGCAGAACUUGCAGCCCCUUUAAGUCUCUCUCUAUCCUGUGUUACCAGUCAACUGUUCACAAAGACUCAGUCCUGUUCCAUCUCUAUAAGGGCGUCGAGGUCCCAGAGUCUCAGGAUGAACAGUUUUCAGGACGAGUCCAGUGGGACACAGACGUCCUCAGAGAAGGACAACUCAGACUCCAUGUGUCCAGACUCAGGACUGAGGACUCAGGCCUGUACUGGUGUCGUUUUAAGACAGGCCGUGGAUUCAGCUCUGACAGGUGUCAUCUCAGUGUCACAGCAGCUGGUGAUGAACACAAACCUCGGACACUAACUGUGAGACGACAACCAGAGAGUCUUGGACGGACCAGCCUCUACACUGGACUGAUAACAGCAGCAGCAGCUCUACUGUGUGUCUGUGUUGUCCUCUUGGCUUUCUGUCUUGUUUUCAAAAAUGAACUGAAAACUAACAGAAGUCCACAUAUAGUGUGUUUCUAUGAGAGACGACGGGCAGGAAGUAAUCGCAGUAUGGAUGACCCACCUAGCUUUUAAACCCAAUACUCAGAGUCCAGACCUCUGUCCCUCCAUCAUCUGUUUCAGUGUCAACAACCUAACAUGUGAUAUGAAACACGUUUUGUAGGAGAUCAUGGGGGUUAAAGGGUUAGAGUAAGACUUGUUGUUAUAGUUGUAGUUUGUAGGUUUAUUUAAGGUCAUUUCAGUCAUAACUGCUAUAUUUGAUUUAUUUAUAUUUUAUAUUUGUUAUAUAGUAUUUCAUUUGAUUUUAAUGUUUGUUACCUUACUUCAAUUUAUGCAUCAGUACUGCUGUGAACAAGGCUGACGUAACCUGUCAUGUAUAAGACUGACUGUAAGAUGACUCUGGCAUCCUAGAGUCAGACUUAGUGCAGAGACAUCUGGACAGUGACUGAGCCGUGUGUCCACCUCGACUUCUGCUGCUGUGUCGUCCUGUUCAAAGCUCCGUCCAGCAGCUCUAUGUGAGCGAGGAGCUCGACUCCCUGAGCUUCAUGGACCGACAGCCGGUGUCUGAGCUGAGGAAGACUGUCUGCAGACUGCACGUCAUCCUGCCUUCAUCACAGAGGCUUCAUGUGCCGUUCAAAGGUUCUCUGCUCUUUAGACUGGGAGACCUGGAAACUGUCACU